GUCCGAGCUUCAGCUAGUUGGACCCGGGCAAGACCUUUAGAAUGCCUUGGCAAAGGGCCUGCGAGACUUCUAGCCUAGCACGCCCAGCUUGCAUGUCGAGCUAAAGAGGCUUGAUAGCCUUGCUGAUCUGGCUUAAAUGAGUCCAAAGCCCCGGACUCCCCCCAACCGUCACGGAUGCCCCCACUCUUCGAUCAUUGCCAUGCUCCCCGCCCGAUCCUUCUAUCAUCAAUCCCGGGCUAUCUUCCUUGGAUACGACCGCCGCCUCCUGACCGACCAUAUCUUGCCGUGACAUAGUCGGCAAGCCUAGUAAUUAUCACAUGGCAGCAACCCUGUAAACACUUUCAGUUGUGGACCGGAGGAACGCAUCCAAGCAGCCAGCGAAAAAGAACCGAAAAAAGAAACAGACAAGGCCCGCUUCCUCGCAAGCAAUGAGCGACGCACUAUUUUUAGAACCCGCACAACCGGACUUUGUCGGUGUCGGCCAAGUGUCAAAGACCAAGGCGGACGAGCGGACUGGACGGGUGCGCACGUUGUCUCGGCUCAAGAGCUGGAUCUCAGUCAGUGAACCAUCCGCCCAGGCGUUUAAACAACAUCAAGAAGAAUCAUGCAGCAGAGCUGGCACCAGUCGGGACGACCCAACAGCGAAGUCCAAACUGAGGGCUCCAGCCAGCAGCAUUCCAGAGGAUGCAAUCAAGCCUUCUGGCAAAGGUCCGGAUCCCGAGGACGCCGUGAGGACCAAGGCAGCACGAACUCGGGCUUUGAGACAGGCCUGCGCCGCCAUUUCUUCAGAAUCCCGGGCUUCACAAACCUACUCAUCCCACUCGGCCUCGUCAUUUGACUCCACUACGAGCCUCGAGCUGUCUACACCGUUCGGCGUGGCCAAGAGCAAGAGAUAACCCGCCUGCGGACUUAGAGAUGGCGCCUCGAUCCCAACUAGCCCCUUUCUGCUUCGUGGUCUGGUUGGACAAGGCUCCAGAAAAUAUUCCGAGCGCGGGUGAACAGGAUGGGAUUUCGUAACUGGUCCAACACGAGAAAAAGAAGUUCCGGCGAGGUUGUUUGCGGAACAUAGGAUUGUGUAUAUCUAGGGUCGCAUUUUGACAUUUACGAUUGAUAUUUGCCUCAUCUGGCCAGGCGAUGCAACGAGGGGGUGAGUGUUACAAUUGACAAAACUAACCGUCCUUCGAAUGGAAAUGCAUCGGGCAAGCUGCUGGGAUAGCAGA
Molecule: messenger RNA, 1220 nt
Organism: Gaeumannomyces tritici R3-111a-1
Lineage: Eukaryota; Fungi; Ascomycota; Sordariomycetes; Magnaporthales; Magnaporthaceae
Exons: 1
Coding region: 429-896 (155 amino acids)
Source: RefSeq, a predicted model, not a curated record